UAGCUCAAGCGAGGGGGCCAUGUGCAAAAAACGCCACCGUCUGCGUUGAAGACGGACUCGUAAAAUUUUGCCUUGGUAUUUAUAGAAAAUCCCCGACUCUCUCCUCUCCCCAUCUCUCUCGAAUCCGACUGGAUCUCUCUCUCUCUCUUUUCAUCCUGAUCGGAUCCCGGUAAUGGAUAACGAGUGUUCUUGUUGUUGAAAAAAAGCAGGAAUUUUGUGCAGUGAAGAGCUCAAUUCCGUAGAUUGUUGAGCGAAGAAGAUCGACAAUGUUUUCAUUGUUCUAUGGUCUCUGGAAGCAUGUUUUCAGCAAGACCGAGUUCCGUGUACUUAUCCUCGGAGUCGAAAAGGCUGGGAAAACUACUUUGCUAGAGAAGUUGAAGUCCACAUACACUAAUAUGGAAGGGCUCCCUCCUGAUCGAAUUGUUCCAACAGUUGGACUUAACAUUGGUCGUAUUGAAGCUGCCAAUUCAAAACUUGUAUUUUGGGACUUGGGAGGUCAGAUUGGUCUACGCACAAUUUGGGAGAAGUAUUAUGACGAGGCACAUGCAAUAAUAUUUGUAAUAGAUGCUUCACGCCCUUCUUCUUUCGAAGAUUCCAAGUCUUCAUUGGAAAAGGUACUUCGACAUCAGGAUCUAAAAGGGGCACCCAUUCUGAUACUAGGGAACAAGCAGGAUCUCCCUGAAGCUGUAUCAUCUGAAGAACUUGCUAGAUAUCUGGAUCUCAAAGAGUUGGACGAGAGGGCACACAUGUUUGAAGCUGUUUCUGCAUACAGUGGGAUGGGAAUUAAAUUGGCUGUCGACUGGUUGGUGGAGGUGAUGGAAAGAAGUAAAAGAACAGAACUGCUUAGGGUACGUGCAGGUGCAUAUGGAAACAUUUAGUAACAUCCAUACCCAACCUUAAUUUGGAUCAACGAUAUCUACAGCUGAGGCAAAUAUGAUGCGGAGACAGUGAAAAUUUUAUUCAGACUGUUUGGAAUCAUGAUCUGCUUUGUUUCUGCGUCAAUUGCAUUUAUGUCGAUCUCAUAUUGGCCAAAGAAAUUGCGAUCAACUGCUCCCAACCUUCACACCUGUGUAAAUCAGCAUGUAUUGUUUGGAUCUAGUUACAGUGACAACUUUUUCAAUAUAGCAUCAAAUACAAAUGGCUACGAUGGUUUUUGUAAUCUUUUAAGUUUCUGAAAGAACGAGCUGGUAAAGCUCUGGGUUACUCUGUCUGCUGAGGGACUAACUUGAUCUUGUGUAGUUGGAGAAGGUAAUAAUAUUGAUAUGGAGAUUCUUUUGCAA
Messenger RNA from Asparagus officinalis (garden asparagus), 1280 nucleotides. RefSeq names its product ADP-ribosylation factor-related protein 1. The record is from RefSeq and is a predicted model, not a curated record. NCBI's taxonomy places the organism in Eukaryota, Viridiplantae, Streptophyta, Magnoliopsida, Asparagales, Asparagaceae. The transcript is spliced from 7 exons. Gene Ontology annotation, biological process: Golgi to plasma membrane protein transport; protein localization to organelle; intracellular protein transport. Bases 267 to 878 code for a protein of 203 amino acids. Gene Ontology annotation, molecular function: GTPase activity; GTP binding. Gene Ontology annotation, cellular component: Golgi apparatus.